AUGAAGAUCUUGACACCUAUAAUUCAUGUCCCCUUGAUCGAAGAAACUAUAAAUUUUGAACAUCACAAGGAUUACUUGAAUCGUUUUUUCACCCUUCGGUAUUGCAUCGAUGUUAAUCAAAAGUACAACGACUUUUGUGUUCUUGUUCAUUCGAACAAAGUUUGCGUUGUUACUUUAGCUCCGUCGCAUCCGUUGUUAUGCGAAGAUAUCGAGAUUAGAAACAUAAAUUUCCAAGUUUCUAAAAAUAUCAACAGACUGGACAACAAAAUAUCAGGAAAACAUAAACGAAAUGCUCAAAAUGUAAAUCAGACAGCUCCUCUUUGUUUCGUUGAAUGCGCUGAUGACAAAGUUUAUACAAUUUACUCCACGAUUCCUGGAAAAUUAUUGGAAAUGAACCAUCAAUUGGAAAACAAUCCACAGAAAAUUCGCGAGUGUUCUCCCAAAUUGUAUCAUAAGCAAUGCUAUAUUGCUAUUAUUUUACCUGGUAUUCAUCAUACUAUAGAGAGUCUUAAUAAGAAUUUCCUUACUCCUGAAGAAUAUGAAAAGGCGAUGUUAGAGCGAAUUGCUCCUAAAAAAGUAGAAUAUUAG
This is a messenger RNA of Planococcus citri (citrus mealybug), 588 nucleotides long. Its product is annotated as protein Abitram. NCBI's taxonomy places the organism in Eukaryota, Metazoa, Arthropoda, Insecta, Hemiptera, Pseudococcidae. Gene Ontology annotation, cellular component: nucleus. Bases 1 to 588 code for a protein of 195 amino acids. The record is from RefSeq and is a predicted model, not a curated record. The transcript has a single exon.